CCCCACCACUGGCUUCAUGGCUAUUUCGCUACUCGUGGAUCUGAAAUUCCACUGGAACAGACAUAUUUCAAAUGGGAUGUUCCAGUGCCUCCGGUUGUGGCUGGUCUGAAGUCAUUCAUCGCUCUCCAAAUAUUUUUCAGUCUUUCGAGUACACCCACAAAAUGCUCGAUGCUCACACUGGUUUAUCGCAUUGUAUCCAAAAGAAAGGGGUACUUUCCGAAGCUCGUUUUGGGCGCGAUGGUUGUUUUUGUGGUGCAAUCACUUCUGUAUUGCUUCAUGGUUGUCUUCCAAUGCCAGUAAGUCGCUAUUGCUAUUAAGCCUAUUUCAUCAGAGGUAACUGAUUGAUGCUGACGAAUUGGACAGUCCGAUUUCUGAUUACUGGGCCCUGCACUUCGGGCCACAGCACAAUUGUAUCAAUCAGCCUGCUAACCUCCUUGCUGCCGGUAUAAUCAACACUGUUUCCGAUCUCAUCACUGUGCUUCUCCCCAUCCCAACAAUCGCAAAUCUCCAGCUUCCUAGGCGUCAACACGUUGUAGUGAUCGCACUAUUCGCAGCUGGUGGACUCGUGACGGCAGCAGGAGCCGUGAGAACAUAUUUCACAUGGGAAAUAACCACAAACCACGAUGCAUCAUGGUACGGACUGCCAGUUCUCUGGAGUAGUAGUUUAGAGCUCUAUGUUGGCAUUGUAAGACUCCUCCUUCCUCUUUCUCGUUCUCGCUCUCGCUUAACUCCAGCGACUCUGGGAGAAAGAGGCAACAACUAACUUACGGAAUCUAGAUAUGCGCCUCUAUCCCAGCCAGCAAGCUCUUCUUCACAGUCUACCUCCCAACCAUCCUCAAAGGCAAAAUCUUCUCAACCUUCCACUCAACAUCCAACCGUCUCACCACCGACGAGUCCUCCCAUUCCUCUCCCUCCCACUCCUCCACCGACAAAGACCAAGACCCAGACCUCGAACUAGGCCCCAUCACAAGACCCAAGAAAACCGUCCCAUCCCGCGAAUUCCGCAAGUCGUUCAACACCAAACUCCUCUCUCCGCUCCACACCCACUUCACAACCUUCAAGCGCGCCUCCGAAUCCCCCUCCAACGGCUCAAUCACCCUCGCCGGCUCCGUGACAUCAUCCGGGUUAGGUGACAUGGAUCGAUUCCCGCGUCCGCCACGUCCUAUUUCGGAGAGGAAGAGUAUGGUGUCCGCGAUAAGCGAUUUGGAUGAGGGGGGUGAAUCUAGUGAUUUGGCCUCGAGUCGGAGUUCGAGGGGGGAGGGAGGGGAUAGGGUGUUCGAUAGUGUGAGUAGUAAGGUUGAUUUGGUUAGUCCUGUUUCUCCAGUGGGAUCGGUGAAGGGUGAUGGGUCGGAGUGGGAAUUUGGGAGGAUGGGAGGCGGUCCGAUGGGUGGGGUGGGUAAGCAGUUUUAUGUGGAUUGA
Molecule: messenger RNA, 1419 nt
Organism: Hymenoscyphus albidus
Lineage: Eukaryota; Fungi; Ascomycota; Leotiomycetes; Helotiales; Helotiaceae
Source: the annotation of a GenBank genome assembly